This is a messenger RNA of Chenopodium quinoa (quinoa), 2935 nucleotides long. RefSeq names its product transmembrane protein 53-A-like. The coding region runs from base 706 to 2043 and encodes 445 amino acids. The record is from RefSeq and is a predicted model, not a curated record. NCBI's taxonomy places the organism in Eukaryota, Viridiplantae, Streptophyta, Magnoliopsida, Caryophyllales, Amaranthaceae. The transcript has 6 exons.
CAAAUUUCGUCACAAAAGAAUAUUCCCAAUUUCCCAUCAAGUGUCCCCAAUUGUUUAGGAGGACUCGUUUAAAAACGUGAAAACAUAAUCAAGGAUUCUAUUCCACAAAAUCGUAGUCAAUUCUGAAAAAAGGCCCAAAAUUGAAUCCAAUUUCCAAAGUUAUUGCGCAAAUUAAAGAGAGGCAGAAGAGCGUUACUCCCACGCGAACAGCCGCAUUUUCCGGCACCACCCAACAAUCCACCUUAAGCAUUCCCAUUCUCAUUGCAUUCUCUCUCCUCCUUCAUUCUUUGUUUGAAUUAAUCUGAGGAGAGAGAAAACUUUCAUACCCUUUUCUCAUUUAAACUUCAGGAAGUAAGGCCUUUGACCGUGUUAAAUCGUCUUCAUAUACUUGGGGUUGGCUUAUAUAAAGGUCGGGCUGUCAAUAUUGUUGACAGCCCGAUUUUAUUGAACUCAGUCAAAAAGUUCAGGAUUCCUUUCCAAGUCACUUCCAAGUCACUUAUCAGAAAUAAUAUUCUUUUCGUUUGGGCAAAUACUUGUAUGAAGGCUAUUUGAAUAUUUGAUAUACUCUGAAUUACUCAUUGUGUUUAGGUGAUCUCACUUUUUCUGGCUCUUAUUCGUGGGUUGCUCUGUUUAGUGAUCUGUGUGAGUUUCUACAAAAUAGAGCUUGAUAUUGUUUUAUGAGAGUUUUUGAACUUGCUGUGCAUCAUGGGUACCUUGUCCGGAAGCCUUCAACGACCUCUAUUCACAGCUGCUGCUGUUGCCGUGGCAUCUGUUUCAACUGAUCUUCCGAACAAGUUAACGGAUACCAAACAAUCUGAUCCUUCUGUUGCCUCAGAAACAUUGGCUUCAUCAUCAGAUUCAUCACCCCAUGACUCAGCUCACAGUUCAGGAUUGUCAUGGGUGUCUAACAUUUCAGUUUCCAAGCUUGCAAGGUUGUCGUUUGUGACCAGAAUCCGGGUGCCAGUGCCUAAUAUAAACUAUCAUCCAAUACCAAAUUCAAGCUGCAGUUUUGCUGGAAAUUCAGUGGGUUCAUCUCCCAUUUUGGUUAACCUUUACCAGUCUGCUGAGUUAGCCAAGGCCUCGAAACCCAAAACAUAUUCUUAUCCUAGUCCAAGCGUGCCAUCCUCAGACUUGUACAGGUGGCAUUUGCCUGAGCCUAGUACUGUUGAUGUUGCUGGAAAGUCAGAUUGCUCUUCUGCAAAAUCUAGGACAGUGGUGGUUUUGCUGGGAUGGUUGGGAGCAAAGCAGAAGCAUUUGAGUAAAUAUGCAGAAUGGUAUACUUCAAAAGGCUUUCAUGUAAUCACCUUCACUUUUCCAAUGUCUGAGGUUCUCAGCUACCAGGUUGGUGGGAAAGCUGAGCAGGAUGUUGAGUUGCUUGUAAACCAUCUUGCUGACUGGCUAGAAGAGGAGCAUGGCAAGAACCUUGUUUUCCACACCUUCAGUAACACGGGUUGGUUAACAUACGGAGUUGCUCUGGAGAAGUUUCAUAAGCAGGACCCUUCUUUAAUAGGGAGAAUUAAAGGCUGUAUCGUGGAUUCAGCUCCAGUUGCAUCCCCAGAUCCUCAGGUAUGGGCUUCAGGUUUCUCUGCUGCUUUUCUGAAAAAGCAAAGUGUAGCAACAAAGGGGAGAACAGCCUCAUGUGAUUCGGAUGAAGAGGAUUCUGUUGUUGCGAGAAGUGUUAAUGAGCUAAAACCUGCAGUGACUGAAACAGCUUUACUUGUAUUCUUGGAGAAGUUCUUUAAAGUUGUAUUGAACCUUCCUCCAGUGAAUAGGAGACUGACUGAUGUUAUGGGAUUGCUGUCUUCUAAGCAGCCAAGCUGUCCGCAGCUAUACAUAUACAGUUCUUCAGACAGGGUUAUUCCUGCAAGUUCUGUGGAAUCAUUUAUAGAGCAGCAGCGGAAAUCUGGGCAUGAGGUUAGAUCGUGCAACUUCAUCUCCACGCCUCAUGUAGAUCAUUUCCGGAAUGAACCACAAUUGUAUACAUCUCAGCUAACAAAAUUUUUGGAAGAUUGUGUACUUAAGUGUUGCAAAGGAUCUUUUUGAACAGAUACCAUUGAUUCUUUAUACAAACCUAUUCAAGGUUAUAUGUGAUAGAUAGGAUGAUUUUUAACUGAUCAUUUUAAAAACUAGGGUAGUAACUAAGUAAGAUUUGCCCUAAAGCCUCUUGUAACAAGUUAUACAAUUGUACAAAGCAUUCAAAAGUUUUAGCCUCUAGUCGAUGUUUUCAUGCAGUUAUUGUUGCACGCCGUAUAUCACCUCUACUGCUUUUCCGAUCAUACAGCAAAUGCAGAAUUGGUCUUAUUUUGUUUAGUUUGUGCUCUUUGGUGCCUAUAAUAUUGUCCGCUGUUUGGUCCAGAGCAUAACAAUCCUGUAAUCAGCCAUUCUUUAUUGGUUAUUGUGUUCACCAAGUCAUUGUCGAAACUUGCUGUGUAAUACAGAAUUUUAACGCCAAGGACUAAUCAAGAAUGGAAGUGUAUCUUGCCUCACCUUUCAUGAUUUAAAGCUCCGAGUGAACCCGAAAUAGGCCAUGGUCAGGUACAGCUGUAUAGGCUUACAACUUGCUAACCCAAAAUGGCUAUUGUGUCUUAGAUACUCUUUGCCCCCCCAAAAAAUGGCAUUAAGAUAUAAACAUCAAUCUAAACCAUCAAAUUAUUGUCCCCUCAUCGUACAUCAUUCCCUUAGUCAUUCCGCGGUUCCUGUUUCCGUCUCUCCUCAUGUAGCGUUGUUUAUCUUCAUCAGCCACCACUCCAAGCACCGGCAUACACCAUCCAUCACGCCGAGCAGGUGGCAGAUGGUGUAACAACAGCCCUUCUUAGAAAGAAAGUAAGAACUCAAUUAUGACCGGCCAAGUGGAAGUUACAACUACCUAAAUUUGUUGUGUUGUCUAUAAUGAGUGGAACACCAAACAAUGUAAUGAUUGGAAUAAUCUUUAAGU